Molecule: messenger RNA, 967 nt
Organism: Suillus paluster
Lineage: Eukaryota; Fungi; Basidiomycota; Agaricomycetes; Boletales; Suillaceae
Exons: 1
Coding region: 1-840 (279 amino acids)
Source: RefSeq, a predicted model, not a curated record
AUGGGGCGGAGGGGUCAGAUAGCGGAGUCGAUAUCAGUAUUGGAGCAGUCGGAUCAGGUAUAUGACAAUGGCCGUGAUGAUCUCAUCACAGAGUUGACGAACCUUGGCGUCAGUGAUGAGCAUAUUGCAUUGAUUGGUCUGGGAGGCAUGGGAAAGAGUUCUCUUGCCAAGGCUAUCCUCAACGAGUCCCUUGUCAUCGAGAAAUUUGCUCAUAGGCGCUUCUUCGUGACAUAUGAUGGCCUCGAUCCUUCCACCAUUACGUUUGACACUUUUGUGACUCAUUUCGCGGGAGUUCUUGCCAUGCAGCUUGCUGAAGCUGAUCCUGUAGGCCAAAUAUCUUCCUUUCUUUGUUUUGCUAGCGCCCUCAUUGUCCUCGAUAAUGCUGAGACCUUCGAGGAGGCCAGUGGAUCAUCGGCACUCAGGGAAAUACCACCAGCUAUUGCCGACAUUGCAAACAUCCCCGGCGUUGUUCUGAUUCUUACAUUGCGUAGUAGAAGGAAUGCACCGAAUGUGCAAUGGAUAACGAAGGAUAUUCCACCACUGGACUUGAGCUCCGCUCAAGCGGUGUUCUUUCAAAUAUAUCAUAACACUGGUCGUAGUGAUGCUGAAGAAGACAUCAAGGACCUGCUCAGGGAAUUGGAUUUUCACCCCCUUUCCAUCAACCUACUCGCAAAUGCUACUCAGCAAAAUGGCUGGUCUCCAGCGACACUGCUAAAGAGAUGGGACAAUAGACACAGCGCAGUACUAAAACACAGCAAGGGGAAGCUGCAAAGCUUGUCACUCACCAUGCAGCUAUCGCUGAGCUCGCCGUUGGUUGAGAAACCCGGAGAGGAUGGUUAGCAUGCUCUGGUCGCUAUCGCUUUCUUGCCCCAGGGCCUCAAUGAAACACUGGCUGGUGAUUUGUUGCCAUUGUUCCUGCAAAUCGAUACCAUAUGUGAUGUCCUAUGCAGGCAAUCUCUCGUUUACC